AGCCAGCAGCAAAGAAUCGCGAGUAGAUGGCGACGGCGACGACGACGGUGCAGGCGCAGCCAGGACUCGACGCGCGCGAGUGGGACGAGGGGGCGUACCGGCAGGGCAUCCUGCGGGAGCGCGACCUCUCCUGCCGCACCCUCUUCCGCACCGUCUUCUACGACCACCGCGACGAACCCGACCCACACGUCCUCCUCGCCGCCGCCUCCAGCAACGGUCCUUCUCGCUGUCUUCCUGCAUCUCCUCCUCCGCCUCCGCCCACGGCGCCCCCCAGUUUUCGCCUCACCCCUCCCCCUCCUCCCCCACUCCCUAGUCUAUUCUGUGUGUACAAACACCCCGUUCCCCUUGAUUUGAUUCAGCCGGCUGCCACCGCGCUGGUCGACCCGUCUGCAUCAUCCAAGCACAUAGUGGCGCCGUCUAUGACGCCAAGUUCUACAACGAUCUGA
Messenger RNA from Triticum urartu, 446 nucleotides. The record is from RefSeq and is a predicted model, not a curated record. NCBI's taxonomy places the organism in Eukaryota, Viridiplantae, Streptophyta, Magnoliopsida, Poales, Poaceae.